This is a messenger RNA of Silurus meridionalis, 1915 nucleotides long. RefSeq names its product atypical chemokine receptor 4a (gene ackr4a). The coding region runs from base 173 to 1255 and encodes 360 amino acids. Gene Ontology annotation, molecular function: scavenger receptor activity; chemokine binding; chemokine receptor activity. The record is from RefSeq and is a predicted model, not a curated record. Lineage: Eukaryota; Metazoa; Chordata; Actinopteri; Siluriformes; Siluridae. Gene Ontology annotation, cellular component: membrane. The transcript is spliced from 2 exons. Gene Ontology annotation, biological process: immune response; G protein-coupled receptor signaling pathway; chemotaxis.
UCUUUCACACAUACACACACACACACACGCACACACACACACACACACGCACACACACACAUACAAAAAUGUGAGGUGCAAGGGUUUGGAGUUCACAGGCUUGGCAGCAGGGCAAGCAGAAGUAGAAACUGGAAGCUCCACUCACGUAAGAAAUCUUAUCUUUAAGAAUAAUAUGGAUUACAACGAGUCUUAUGACUAUGAGCAUGACAACGCCAGCGACUACAACUACAGUGUAUUCCAUGACCUCUGUGAAAAAGAGGAUGUUCGCUCCUUUGCUCGAGUCUUCCUACCAGUUGUGUAUGGGUUAUCUCUAAUAGUGGGACUGACAGGAAAUGCUCUAGUAGUGGCUGUGUAUGCAUAUUCCAAACGCUUAAGGACACUGAUGGACACGUUUGUGGUGCACCUGGCUAUUGCCGACCUCCUACUUCUCCUGACCCUACCUUUCUGGUCUGCUGCUGCUGUACAGGGCUGGGAGCUAGGAGAAGUUCUUUGCAAGAUUGUCACAGCCUUAUAUACCAUCAACUUCACAUGCAGCAUGUUGCUUCUGGCCUGCAUCAGUUUUGAUCGCUACCUUGCACUAUACCCACAACUCAAAGAUCGGUUCCUGGGCCAGAUUUUUAAGAAGAACUGCUCCACUAAGCUCUGCCUGGUAGUGUGGACGGUUAGUUUCUUUCUAGGAAUCCCUGACUUGAUGCUCUCAACUGUUAAAGAGCUUUCUGGUCGGAAGAUCUGCCUGGCUGUGUACUCUUCAAGCAUGGCCAUUCAGUCAAAAGUGAUUAUGGAGGUGAUAGAGGUCUUGCUGAGUUUUUUGGUUCCUUUGCUGAUAAUGCUGUAUUGCUAUUUCUAUGUGGUACGGAAAUUACUGGAGCUUUCACAGGAGAACAGGGGGAAGAGAUGGACAACAAUUCGUGUGUUGUUGGCAGUUGUGGGUGUUUUUGUGCUAACACAGUUCCCCUACAACGUUGUAAAGUUCUGCCGAGUCCUGGAUGUGAUUUACCUGCUAAUAAGCAACUGUGAGACAAGUAAAGCCCUGGACCAUGCCACUCAGAUUACUGAGAGUCUGGCUUUGAUCCACUGCUGCCUGAACCCUGUGCUUUACGUCUUUAUCGGCUCGUCUUUCAGGAUGCGCGUGCUAAGGUUUGCCAAAGCCAUGGGCCAGAAAAGAAGAUCUGUACAGAGGAGAGAGGAGUGUGAUUUGGACUUUUCCUUUAAUUCACACUCACAAUCCCCACAGACAAGCACCUUUUCCAUAUGAGUAAAUCUAAAAGCAAUAUAUAGGAAAAGAUAUAAAGAUCAUUUCUGUGUCUAUUAGGGGAGUAACGGUACACAAAUUCAUACCGAAAUUUUUACAUGCGGAACAUAGUUAAAAUCAAGAACGUAAUCUGUGGCGCACCGCGGGUUUGUUUAGUCACCGCCUCGCACUUUUAGCAUUUUUUUAUUAAUAUUUUUAAACUUUAAAACACACAACAAUGCCAGGGGUAUAAAAAAAAUAAAAACCUGGAAGCUGGAAGUGGCGCUAGCGCUAUGAAUUCAAGAUUCAAGAUUUGUUAUUUGUCACAAAGUUAUUUGUUUAUACACUUAAAUAUUUUAAUGUAAUCUUGUAUCUUGAAUCCAUAGCACUAGCAUUAGCUGCUAGCCACUUCAUGGCAUUUCCUAGCAUCUUUUGUCCAGCCUCAAGAAUUUCUCUUAAAAGGAGAAAAUCCUAACAAUUCCACAUAUCGAGGGAGUGAAAGAAUGAAGGAUGAAAGGAAUAAAAAACAUUCGUUAAAGAAUGCUGAAAUAGAUAGAACCGUAAGUAGAUCAUAUCUUUAGAAAAUGUAAUAUUUAAAUGUAAAACACACACUCACAUACAAAAAUUUAAACAUUUACAUUUUUUCCAUUUAUUUAAUUUUAUUUAAUCAAUUUAAUUUGUGCC